This is a messenger RNA of Oikopleura dioica, 1749 nucleotides long. The record is from the annotation of a GenBank genome assembly. Lineage: Eukaryota; Metazoa; Chordata; Appendicularia; Copelata; Oikopleuridae.
AUGGUCUUCGGUCGUCGUCGUCAACUCAAGAGAAAUAUUGUGCACCAGAUCAGAGAACGUGCUUGUUACGGUGAUAAAUUCCGCAUUUCAAAUGUGCCUAAAGCGGCAUUGACAGGCACCCCAGACGAUGGUGUCGAAGACGAAGAAGAAGGUCAUCUCAUUCAUCCCCAGCAAAAGUUUAUUUCCGCUCGACAUGCCCAGCUUGUCGAAAUCCUUUCUGUUCUAAGUAGUUUAUCUGAUCAUUACCAGGUCAGCAACUACGAAAAUGCAGAUUAUGAACUCCUUUAUGAUGCUGUCGAUAAUCUUGAUCGGGUGAUUCUUGAAUUACAAGAUGAGGCAGGCUGGCUCGUCGCCGUCCGAUCGUUGACUUCAUUGACAUCAACGAAGAGUAUCGUCAAUCAUCUUUGUGAAAACGCCAAGGUAAAGCCAAGCGUCGGCAACAACGCAGCAGAUACCAGGCAAAAAGAACCUCCGAAAGAGCUUUCAGAACAGGUACAGCAGAUCCGAAUCGAGGACGAGCAGCUCGAUUGUUGCGUAAAGCCUGUUCGAGCAGAUCUUUUGUACAUCAUUCAAACUCCGGCGAUGAUCAACAAAAUUUGCAAAAUGGCCACGAGAGUUCCACCUACUGAGCAUGGAAUCUGUAGUUACGAUGACGUCAUAUCGCCGUGGAUUUUUACAACGUUCAACGAAGACCUUGGAACAUAUUUCGGCAAGAGUAGAACUCACUACUAUCACAUGGUUGAGCGUGUUUAUAAAAUCUUCGCUAUUCGGCUUCUUAACCUUGUCGCCACUGAACCUUUUGGCUGCCAAAUGCUUAUAGAAAAUGGGUUUGUUGGCGAUUUAGUUGAGCGACUUGAUUUUGUUUUUUCGACCGAGCAGAGUAUGCUUGUGAAUACACUACAGAUCUUCGCGAUGCGAAUAAUCUAUGCCGUGCAAGAAUUCGGGGUGCAUCAAUACAGAAUAGAGCUGAAGCCCUCGUCUAAAAUGGGAAAACUUAGCUUAAAAUCAAAGGACAACCCCGUCGACCGGCUAGUCAUUAUCUUUCUCAACUUUCCGCUAAAGAGUCAGACAGCAUACUGGCUGUGCCAAGGACUUACGUCCAUGGUAAAAACUGGAGAAAUUUCGCAAGAUCAUAGCAAAAUGCUCAUACCAGCUAUCAUCCAGCGACUUUUGAAGAAUGAAUAUUUUGGAUUGGAAGAUUUGUCCGGCAUGUGUUAUCUUCUCGGAGCUCUACUUUACAAGCAUCCAAAUAAGUUUUUAACUCUACUAGAUCGCGCUUGCCCAUCAUCUUUCGCUGCACUUCUGAUUGCUCACCCUAUUGAGUGUCACUACAUUGUACGAAAACUUUCCAAAAUUCCACAAAGUGAGGGUACCAAAGCAUCAACUAAACUGCAAACGCAAGAUUUUUUCAUCAAAUGGAUUUUGAGAGCAUGUGAAGCUAUGGGCGGAACUGACACGAUGAACCUAGGGUUGGUUAAUUCUAUCAUUACGAUUUUCAUGGAGCUAUCAAGUUGUGCAAUGCCGGAGUUGAAAAAUCUUCUUCUCAAAAUUGAGAAAGACUGCAAAGACAUCGAAAAAUUUAAAGAAAAAUCUGCCCUUGUAUAUGUUUUUCAGUUCAUGUUCUUCUGGAAAAAACAUUACACUGAUAGAGCAAUGCUACAAUGUGGCAAAGCAUUUGGACUGGACACGAAUAGACAAUUCAUUCAAAUAGACCAAUUCGUCACUGACUUGCUGAAUGUAGAGAUAUAA